UUUUUUUACAGAUUCACCGCACAACCUUUAGUGAAAACAAUUUUUGACCAAGGUUUCGCUACAUGUUUUGCUUACGGACAGACAGGCUCAGGGAAAACGCAUACAAUGGGUGGCGAUUUUACGGGUAAAAAUCAGAAUUGUGCCAGCGGCAUCUACGCUUUGACCGCGAGUGACGUUUUCAAAAUGCAACACUCACAACAAUAUAAAAAGUUGAAUUUGGUAGUUAGCUGCAGCUUCUUUGAGAUAUAUGGUGGAAAGGUAUUUGAUCUACUAAAAGAAAAAGCUUUAUUACGAGUGCUUGAGGAUGGCAAGAAAGAAGUUCAAGUUGUUGGGCUGGAAGAAGUACCUGUGAACUGUGAGAACGAUGUGCUCGAUUUAAUCCGACAAGGUACAGAUAUGCGCACGGCAGGUGCAACAUCUGCUAACUCCAAUUCCAGCAGAUCCCAUGCAGUUUUUCAAAUAGUUUUAAGGAGAAACAACAAAUUGUGGGGAAAAUUCUCGCUAAUAGAUUUGGCUGGUAAUGAACGCGGUCAAGAUACCGGGAAUUCCGAUAGGCAAACUCGCAUGGAAGGAGCAGAAAUCAAUAAAUCGCUUCUUGCUCUUAAGGGCACUGUUUCAGGAAUGUAUAAGAGCGAUGGCGAAGAAUAG
Molecule: messenger RNA, 648 nt
Organism: Strongylus vulgaris
Lineage: Eukaryota; Metazoa; Nematoda; Chromadorea; Rhabditida; Strongylidae
Source: the annotation of a GenBank genome assembly